AUGUCGUCUACCGUCCUUGAGCAACCGCAAAUAACUCAAAUUGAACUCCAACCAAUUCAAUCUCCAUCUCCCGAUCCAGAUCCAGAUCCGCCUCAUGCCCAGGACAUAGUCGAGCGAUGGAACCACCCAAGAAGCAACAUUGCCCGUCUGGCAUUCGCGUUCCUAACAUCCAUUGUCGCAGGAAUGAAUGACGCAGUCGUCGGUGCUCUACUCCCAUCUCUUGAAUCCUACUACGGCCUCACAUACACAGUCGUAUCGCUCAUCUUCCUCACCCCCUUCGUUGGCUACUCCCUCGCCGCGUUCACCAACGCCCGAAUCCAUUCCACGCUGGGGCAGCGAGGCAUCGCUAUCCUCGCACCGAUAUGCCAUAUUAUAACGUACACGGCGCUGUCUCUCCAUCCUCCCUGGCCGGUGUUGGUGGUGUGUAAUGCCGUCAGCGGGUUUGGCAACGGCCUUACAGAUGCUUGUUUCUGUGCGUGGGUUGGGUCCAUGGACAGAGCGAAUGCUAUUCAGGGUUUGUUGCAUUCGUGCUUUAGCAUUGGGGCGUUGUUGGCGCCGUUGGUGGCUACGAGUAUGCUUGUUAGGGGAUUGGCUUGGUAUACGUUUUACUACAUCAUGCUUGGCAUUUCUGUCCUCGAACUCAUCGGCCUAACUAUAUCAUUCUGGCCCAAAACCGGCGCCGUCUACCGCGCUCAACACCAGCUCGGCGACUCUGAACCCUCAUCAACCCGCGCCGCUCUCAAGUCAAAAGUCACAUGGCUCUGCUCCCUCUUCUACUUUGCCUACAUGGGCGCCGAAAUCGGCCUGGGAGGCUGGAUCGUAACAUUCAUGCUCCGCGUCCGCCACGCAACCCCCUACGCAUCCGGCCUCACCAGCACCGGUUUCUGGACGGGCAUGGCCCUCGGCCGCGCGUGUCUAGGCUUCGUCACCGAAAAGUACGGCGAACGGCUCUGCCUAUCCGUGUACCUGGCGCUGUCUGUCGCCCUCCAGCUUCUCUUCUGGCUGGUGCCGCAGUUUGUGGUGUCGGCCGUGGCGGUCGCGUUCCUGGGCUUCUUCCUGGGUCCGCUGUUCCCCGGGGCGGUGAUGCUGACGGCGAGGUUGCUGCCGAGGAGGAUGCAUGUUAGUGCUAUUGGGUUUGCUAUGGCGGUUGGGGGCGUGGGAGGGACGGUGUUUCCGUUUGGGAUUGGUGCCAUUGCGGGUGCCAAGGGCGUUGGGGUUUUGCAGCCGGUUAUUUUGGCGCUUUUGGUGGUGGUUUUGGGGGUUUGGAUUGCGUUUCCGAGGGUUGAGAAGAGGGAGUGA
Messenger RNA from Pochonia chlamydosporia 170, 1299 nucleotides. Its product is annotated as major facilitator superfamily transporter. The transcript is spliced from 5 exons. The coding region runs from base 1 to 1299 and encodes 432 amino acids. Gene Ontology annotation, molecular function: transmembrane transporter activity. Gene Ontology annotation, cellular component: membrane. The record is from RefSeq and is a predicted model, not a curated record. NCBI's taxonomy places the organism in Eukaryota, Fungi, Ascomycota, Sordariomycetes, Hypocreales, Clavicipitaceae. Gene Ontology annotation, biological process: transmembrane transport.